AUGACAACGGGCGAUGACACGUCAAAGUCCCAGAGUUUACCUGUAGAACCCCUCAGUCCACACAGCCUCAGUCUACACUUGUCUCUCCUCUUCGAGAUCUCCUCAUUGGAAGACGUGCCUAAAUGGUACGGGAUCACUGAACCUGCCAGUUUCGACUUGCCAUCUGAGGAAGAACUAAGGAGGACAAGGAUGUUGAUGGAGGACCUAAAAUCCAUCGACAUCUUCCAAUCUCACCUGGAGGUCAAACGUCGUGAAAGGAUGGUCCAAAAUUUAGAGUCGCUAUUUAAGAAAUGGCUGACCGAGACCUGCUUGGAGAUGAAUGUUCCCGACCACGUCACAGAACAGGUUGGCGGACGAGUAGUCCCAUUUGGGUCCUACGCUUUGGGCAUCAACACAAAGGGAAAUGACAUUGACCUGCUCUGUGUGGGACCAGGCUUUGUCGAGAGAUCCCAAUUCUUUUCAUCUUUUGUGGAGAAACUGAAGACCCACAGUGGCAUCCAGAUCAUCCAGGUUGUUGAGGAUGCGUUUGUCCCAAUUAUAAAGCUCACUUAUUACGGAACAGACAUCGACAUGGUGUAUGCAAAAAUUAACCGGAACAGCAUUAGCAACAAACUGAAUCUGAUGGAUGUUGCUCAUCUGAAAGACAUGGAGAUCCAUUGUGUGAGGAGUCUACAGGGCUACCGAAUUACACAGGAGAUCAUGAGCUUGGUGCCAAAUAUCUUCACAUUCAGAGAAGUGCUAGUCACCAUAAAACACUGGGCGAAAUGUCGGAACAUCUACUCUAAUAAGAUGGGGUUUCUGGGUGGAGUUUCUUGGGGUAUCUUAGUCGCCCGAGUAUGCCAGCUGUACCCUUAUGCCACCACUGCAACUUUGGUGGCUAAGUUCUUUAAGGUCGUCUCCAUGUGGGACUGGACUUACCCCAUCUUACUGAAGUUCCCUGAGGAGCACAAAUUGAACCUUCCGGUGUGGAAUCCCAGAGUGAAUGUGAGCGAUCGGUUUCACCACAUGCCGAUUAUCACGCCAUCGUACCCACACCAAAACUCCGCCUUCAAUGUGUCUUCUUCCACUCUGAAGAUCAUGAUGGAGGAGAUCAAGCGUGGACACACCAUAAUGGAGAUGAAAGACAGCAAAGCAGCUUGGAAAAAACUCUUUGAACCUGCAGAAUUUUUACAGGAUUACAAAUAUUAUAUUGUACUGCGUGCUAAUGCUGCUACAGAGGCCCAGCACCAAGUAUGGGCUGGUUUUGUGGAGUCUAAAAUUCGACACCUGGUUGGAACCCUGGAGAAGAAUUUCCACGUCGCUCUGGCUUGCCCAAGUUUAGAGUCCUUCCCUGGAAAAGACUGUUUGAACACAACGUGGCUGGUUGGAGUCAAAUUCUAUUCAACCGCCAAGAACGUGAACUUAAGCCAGAAUGUAGAAAGAUAUAUCCAUAAUGUAUAUGCUCAUUCUGGUAAGUUAUGGGCAGAAGGGAUGGAGUUAUCAGCAGCAUACGCCGACCAAGAGACGGUUAAAUCUAAACUGCCGGCUGAGGACACCCGAGCGGCUGUGCAACCCCGUGGACAGGCCAAAAAAAGGGGACAUUCUCCAGACAAUAGUGAAAGUGUGAAAAAGUUGAAAGAAGAAUCUACCGGAAUAAAGGCAGAUGCUAAUGUUCAUGGAAAGGACCAGACCUCCACCAAGCGCCCUUACUCUCCAGAGUCCAACCCUGCGGCUAAGAGGGCGAAAAAGGAGUCUUCUCCAGUUGGACAAGCCAUUGGAGUCCGCCAUAAACCCAUAAAGAGGCCCAAGUUUAUCUUCAACAAGACGACUUAA
Periophthalmus magnuspinnatus is the source of this 1812-nucleotide messenger RNA. Its product is annotated as poly(A) polymerase type 3-like. Gene Ontology annotation, molecular function: poly(A) RNA polymerase activity; RNA binding. Bases 1 to 1812 code for a protein of 603 amino acids. NCBI's taxonomy places the organism in Eukaryota, Metazoa, Chordata, Actinopteri, Gobiiformes, Gobiidae. Gene Ontology annotation, cellular component: nucleus. The record is from RefSeq and is a predicted model, not a curated record. The transcript is spliced from 2 exons.